AUGGUGGUAGAGGACUGGCAUGGCUACGAAAUGUCGCCUUAUGGCAAGAAUUCGUCUUCACAGGCUACCAACAUUGAAAGUGUGAUUCAAGAACAAAUAACGCUGGCCAGGAGUGACACAAAGCAGCUUUACGGGCUUAUCGAUCGUGUUAAAACCAAGGUAAGGGACGCAGAUCUAGUACAAAUGUCUAAGGGAACACGAUCGCUCCAAAACGGAGGUGUGAAUCUAGCUACUCACCUGACGCUCAACGGCCACAAUAACAAGAUAUCCGAUUUUGCAUGGUCUCUAGAUUCACGCAGUAUCCUCAGCGCAAGCCAGGACGGCUUCAUGAUCAUAUGGGAUGCGUAUUCCGGAUUCAAAAAAAAUGCAAUACCCUUGGACUCACAGUGGGUUCUGACCUGUGCAAUGAGCCCAACCGGGAAUCUUGUUGCCAGUGCUGGAUUGACGAACAACUGCACAAUCUACCGGGUUUCGCAAGAAAAUCGGGUUCAGCAACAGAUUGUAUCAAUAUUCAAGGGACACACCUGUUACGUCUCUCAGGUCGAAUUCUUGGAUAGCAACAGUGUAAUAACGGCCAGUGGGGAUAUGACCUGUGCACUGUGGGACAUUCCUAAGGCCAAGAGAAUUACAGAGUUUUCCGACCAUCUGGGUGAUGUUCUAGCGUUGGCUCUUCCGCCGGGAGUUUCAAACCGCGAAGGCAGCAUCUUUGCAAGCGGUGGGUCGGACGGAUACGCUUACAUAUGGGAUACCAGGUCGCGAAGUGCUGUGCAAAGCUUUUUUGUGAGUGAUAGCGACGUCAGUACCAUGAAAUUCUUCAACAAUGGAGAAGCCAUUGUCACGGGUGCCGACGAUGGCGUUGCUCGCAUGUUUGACUUGCGAAGCGAUUGCUUAGUGGCAAAAUAUUCCUUGAGUCAAGGUCUGCAUCAACAGGUCAACUCUCCAACUCAGCAAAACGGACCCGUAUCGAUGGAUUACGCGGUUUCACCCACCACCAACGCUUCUUUCAGCCGAGCUGCCCAGAGUUCCAAUUCAACGUAUCUCAACAACCAAGGUCUUGUUUCGCUGGAUUUCAGCGGAUCAGGUCGAUUGAUGCACGCCUGUUAUACGGACUACGGAUGCGUUGUAUGGGACACUCUAAAAGCAGAGAUAGUUGGGAAGCUUGAGGGCCACUCGAGCAGAAUUUCCGGUGUCAAAACCAGUCCAGAUGGGCUAGCCGUUUGUACUGGUUCCUGGGAUGCAACUUUGAAGCUUUGGUCGCCUGAGUUCAUGUAA
Molecule: messenger RNA, 1272 nt
Organism: Lachancea sp. 'fantastica'
Lineage: Eukaryota; Fungi; Ascomycota; Saccharomycetes; Saccharomycetales; Saccharomycetaceae
Source: the annotation of a GenBank genome assembly